This is a messenger RNA of Clonostachys byssicola, 1632 nucleotides long. Lineage: Eukaryota; Fungi; Ascomycota; Sordariomycetes; Hypocreales; Bionectriaceae. The record is from the annotation of a GenBank genome assembly.
AUGGCGUCUACAACCCCCCUACCAGUUGUUACGGCCAAACUUGACCUGAAGCAGCCUCUUUUCAACGAAAAUAGGAAGUCCUGGGAGCCUGUACUUGAGAGGUUCGAAAAAGCUCUGCAAGAUGUUACCUCAGAGGGUGAUGAACGGUCGCAGCGGAUCCACCAUGAGCGCGGACAGCUUCUUGCUCGUGAUCGUGUUUCCCUACUCCUGGAUCAUGAUUCCCCAUUCCUAGAAUUAGCCUCGUUUGCAGGCUUCGAACUUGAUUCCACCCCUUGUGCCAGUCUGAUAGCCGGGAUAGGCAAAGUUAGCGGGCAAGUAUGCAUGAUCCUGUCUCAUAUCCCAUCAAUCAAGGGAGGGUCUUGGAAUGAGUUCACCAUUCUCAAGCAUAACCGAGUUACGCAAAUUGCAACCGAGAACAAGUUACCGCUCAUCGGGUUAGCACAAGCAGCCGGUGCAUAUCUCCCGCAGCAGUUCCGUGUUUUUCAUAGAGCAGGAGAGAUGUUCCGAGAUCUCUCGAGGAGAAGUCAAAAGGGCAUUCCAUCUUGCAGCGUUGUCUUUGGUUCCUCUACGGCUGGCGGCGCCUACCUUCCUGGUCUCUCCGACUACACAAUAUUUGUCAAAAACCAGGCUCAAGUAUUUCUUGGUGGGCCGCCUUUAGUCAAAAUGGCUACCGGAGAGGUCAUUGAUGCGGAGACACUCGGCGGAGCUGAUAUGCAUGCCACUGUCACUGGUCUGGCAGAUCAAAUAGCCUUUGACGAAUUUGACGCUAUCCGCAAGGCUCGACUAUGGGUUCAGUCUCUGAAGCCACAGAAUCUGUAUUCUUCUUUGUUUGUGCAGCCUCUCGAGCCGAGGUAUCCAACCGAAGACCUUCUUGCUCUUGUCAACACCGACAUACGCAAGCCAUUCGAUAUGGCAGAGGUUGUCCUUCGCAUAGUUGACGAUUCGCGGGUGUCAGUAUUUAAACCAUCCCACGGGAAAAACCUUCUCACCUGCUGGGCCGAAAUUCAUGGAUUUCGAGUAGGUAUAAUUGGGAAUCAAACCCCUGUGAUACAACCAGAUGAAGCUUCAAAAGGCGCUCAGUUCAUCCGGCUUUGUAAUCAAGGGAAUAUUCCAAUCAUUUAUCUACACAAUGUAACCGGAUUCAUGGUAGGCUCCAAGGCGGAAAGAGAAGCUAUCAUCAAGAAAGGCGCCCAGUUCGUGGGGGCUGUGAGUUGCUCCCAAGUACCCCAGAUCUCCGUCAUUCUGGGAUCUUCAUAUGGUGCCGGGAACUAUGCUAUGUGUGGCAGGGCCUAUCAGCCUCGAUUUAUGUUUACCUGGCCAUCUGGAAGGUGCAGUGUGAUGGGACCGGACCAGCUCGCAGGGGUUAUGGAUAUUGUGCAGUCCGGAAGCGCAGCGAAGAAGAAUCUAGGGAAGACGGCCAAGGCCCCUUCAUCAUCAUACAAGGCUGGCAUCGAAAAGUUUCGGCAGAAGGUGGAGAAGGAGAGCCAGGCAUACUACACCAGUGCUAACCUUCUGGAUGAUGGGAUAAUUGAUCCAAGAGACACAAGAGAGGUGUUGGGUAUCUGCUUGAAUGUUGUUAAUUUGGAUCCUGUUCAGGGGGCUCAGACACAGAAGGGCCUGGCCAGACUAUAA